AUGUCGCAACAGAAGCAAAAAUCACAGGAGUCCAAUCCGACCGCCAGGUGGCGCUUGGAAGGACCUCACCGAUCGGCCAUAGCCUCCUUUUUCGGGGAGUUUGUGGCCACUGCGGUGUUUGUUUUCGUGGCCUGCAUGGGCUGUGUGGAGACGCCUGUCUUCCAGAACUCUCACUUUCGAAGUGGCCUGACCUUUGGCCUGGCCAUUCUGAUAGCCAUCCAAUGUUUUGGCUCAGUUUCCGGUGCCCAUUUGAAUCCUGCCAUCACCCUGGCUGCCUGGCUUUACGGCGCGAUCGGUUGGAUGAAAGCUAUUGCCUAUUUUGUGGCCCAGGUUGCCGGAGCCUUGAUCGGUUAUGGAAUCCUGGUGGCUGUUUUGCCAGAGAGUUCGAUCAAGGGAGUGGACAACCCGGCGGGUGUUUGCGUAACAGUUCUGGCCCCGGAAAUCAGUGUGCUUCAGGGAGUCUUCAUCGAGUUCCUCAUCACCUGCUGCCUGGUUAUGGUGGCCUGUUCCGUCUGGGAUCCCCGAAACGUCAAGUUCCAGGACUCUGUGCCCGUGAGAUUUGGUCUCACCGUUUCCUGUCUGAUCCUCACAGCGGGUCUUUUUACGGGUGCCAGCAUGAAUCCUACGAGAUCCUUGGGUCCCGCCGUUUGGAACAACUCCUGGGCCCACCAUUGGAUCUACUGGGUGGGUCCUUUAGUGGCAGGAGCUGUCACCUCACUGAUCUACAAAAUGGCAUUCAAGGGCGAUGAAGUGAUCGAUCUGAGAAACUCCGAUGCCAAGAUACGCAUGAUCGGGGAGGUUAUAGUGCAAUAA
Drosophila takahashii is the source of this 813-nucleotide messenger RNA. It is a transcript of the gene Eglp3, whose product is annotated as Entomoglyceroporin 3. Gene Ontology annotation, cellular component: plasma membrane. Gene Ontology annotation, biological process: transmembrane transport. Lineage: Eukaryota; Metazoa; Arthropoda; Insecta; Diptera; Drosophilidae. The record is from RefSeq and is a predicted model, not a curated record. Gene Ontology annotation, molecular function: channel activity.